UCCAUCCCUCCGCCCUCCUAGCACAGUCGUAGGCCUAGGGGUCGGGCCUGCAACAAGUUAUCAUCACAGACAUGGGCCAAGGACCCAGAGGCCGUCCGGGGUCUGUGAGUUGAGCUUGAGGCCGCAGGAUGAGGGUCAUCAUGGGGAUAGCCAGCCUGGGGUCCCUCUGGGCAGUAUUCCUGCUUUCUCUUGUGUUUGGGGUCCCCACAGAGGAGCCUACCUUUGGAGAAUCUGUGGCCUCCCAUCUCCCCAAAGGCUGUCGACGAUGCUGUGACCCUGAGGACCUGAUGUCCUCUGAUGAUACGGUCCAGGCCCCUGUUUCCCCUUAUGUCCUGCCUGAGGUCAGGCCGUACAUCAACAUUACUAUCCUAAAGGGUGACAAAGGGGACAGAGGUCCUACAGGAACACCAGGGAAGCCAGGCAAGAAUGGUACCCGAGGGGACCGUGGCUCUCAGGGUGUCAAAGGUGACAAGGGGCAGGCAGGUAGCCCUGGCAGCUCGUGCCAGACGCAUUACUCAGCCUUCUCUGUGGGCCGCAAGACUGGCUUGCACAGCAGCGAGAACUUCCUCUCACUGCUGUUCGACAGGGUCUUUGUGAACACGGAUGGCCACUUCGACAUGGCCACUGGCCGCUUUGUGGCUCCCCUGCGCGGCCUCUACUUCUUCAGCCUCAACGUGCACAGCUGGAACUACAAGGAGACCUACGUGCACAUCGUGCACAACGAGCAGGCGGUGGUGAUCCUGUACGCACAGCCCAGCGAACGCAGCAUCAUGCAGAGCCAGAGUGUGAUGCUGCCACUGGUGCCGGGUGACCGCGUGUGGGUGCGGCUCUUCAAGAGGGAGCGGGAGAACGGCAUCUACAGUGAUGACGUGGACACGUACAUCACCUUCAGUGGCCACCUGAUCAAGGCAGAGGACAACUGAGCUCCGCCCCCCCUUCCACACUCCCCCCACCCCAGUCCCUCGGCCACUUUCACAGCUGGGCAGCUGGUGGCUAGGGCAGGUCCCGUAAAACCCAGGGCUGCGUCUGCUGCUCUCCAUUCCUUGUCUCCAGUUACUGCAGUCUGUCUCCAUCCCUCUCCUCUUAGCUUCGUUUUUCUGGUACUUUGGGGUUUACAUAUUUCAGACUUUGCCAGCCUCUAGAGUGGCUAUCCUGACACUCCACCACUCUAUUCAUCCCCGGGAUCUUUAUUAUCUGGUAGAUUCUGGCUUCGCAUUUGGGGUAGACCCAGGAUUCUUCAUUUCUAGUGAUUUCCUCCGUGACAUUGAUGCUACGGGUCUGUGGAUCACACUUGAGGAGUUGUGCUCUCUCUAAAGUGUUCCCAGCAUUCUAGGGACUUCAAGAACACUCUGGAAUUGCUCCCCUACCCCCCAAACUCUAGGAUUCUUUCCAUAUCCUCUGGCUUCCUCCUCCUCCUGGCCCUCCCUCAUGUCUGACCUUUCCCCUCCUCCCCUUUUCCAGCCAUUGUCCAUUUGUGCACUCAUCUGAUGCUGAAUGCUCACGUGGUCUCAGGCCUUAGGAAAGCCCAGAAGUGGGUACUAAGACUUGAGCACAUACUGAGUGCUCCUCUAGACUGGGUCCACGGGCACUGUGGUUCCUUCUCCACUGCUCCCAUGGUGUGACAGGUCCCGGAGAUGGGAGGAUAACCUUUCCCAUGCUCCAUGUUCUUGCCCUGUGCCCAGCAAUAAAGCAAAUAUAGGUGUAGUCUUAGCUGGGAGGAGACCCAGGAGUUUAGAUGUAUCUGGGAUGAAGGGGCAUCUGGGAACUGGAGCCUGUUCUCUUCCCUGACGUUAGAAGACUCCUCCUUCCCCCCUUCUCUCCCCCAGACAUUAGCCAUGGUCAGACCAUGCACUAGUGCUCUCUGGCCCUCCUGGCUCCUCCAAGACCCAGGCUCAUCCUGGGUUUAUGAAGGUGCUUAAGCCCCUGUCCCCCUGGAGGUGGCUCCCCUUUUCAGAGCUUCUCCUGCCUGUAUUGCCCUUGCAGACAUCGUGGGCAAGUCAGGCAGGAUGGAGGUGGCAGGUUUCAGCCCAAAGCAGGUCUAGGGACUGAAGCCAGUGACAUUCAGGUUACCUGGGGGCCUUCUCUGAGCCAUGCUGCCAAGACAGGCCCUGGGGGAGGUUGUAAAAAAGCAAGACCUCCAGGUCUUUCCCAGGGUGUAUAGCCUGGUGGCCUUCCAACCUUCCCCUCCCCCACUGUAGCCUGCCCAAGCUUCUCAGGGGAAGGUGGCCUCCGUCCAUUGGUGCUUCUGCAGAUCCAAGGCAGGGCUGGCCCUGAGAGGGCAUCUCUGGUGCUUACAACCAAGUGAGCCAUGGCAGGGUAACAGAGGCAAGGCCUGCCAUGUGCUGUGAGGGCUGGCUCUACAAAGCCACCCUCAGCCCGACUGUCCUUGCCUGCUUGGCCAGUGUGAAUAAAGAUAUUGAAUUCUCUUGGCAA
Messenger RNA from Mus caroli (Ryukyu mouse), 2433 nucleotides. RefSeq names its product C1q and TNF related 6 (gene C1qtnf6). The record is from RefSeq and is a predicted model, not a curated record. NCBI's taxonomy places the organism in Eukaryota, Metazoa, Chordata, Mammalia, Rodentia, Muridae. Gene Ontology annotation, molecular function: protein binding.